AUGAACCAUACAGACCUAACCAUGAACGAUACAGACCCAACCAUGAACCAUACAGACCCAACCAUGAACCAUACAGACCUAACCAUGAACCAUACAGACCCAACCAUGAACCAUACAGACCUAACCAUGAACCAUACAGACCCAACCAUGAACCAUACAGACCUAACCAUGAACGAUACAGACCCAACCAUGAACCAUACAGACCCAACCAUGAACCAUACAGACCUAACCAUGAACUAUACAGACCAAACCAUGAACCAUACAGACCUAACCAUGAACCAUACAGACCCAACCAUGAACCAUACAGACCUAACCAUGAACCAUACAGACCCAACCAUGAACCAUACAGACCUAACCAUGAACGAUACAGACCCAACCAUGAACCAUACAGACCCAACCAUGAACCAUACAGACCUAACCAUGAACUAUACAGACCAAACCAUGAACCAUACAGACCUAACCAUGAACCAUACAGACCCAACCAUGAACCAUACAGACCUAACCAUGAACCAUACAGACCCAACCAUGAACCAUACAGACCUAACCAUGAACGAUACAGACCCAACCAUGAACCAUACAGACCUAACCAUGAACUAUACAGACCAAACCAUGAACCAUACAGACCUAACCAUGAACCAUACAGACCUAACCAUGAACCAUACAGACCCAACCAUGAACCAUACAGACCUAACCAUGAACGACACAGACCUAACCAUGAACCAUAUAGACCUAACCAUGAACCGUACAGACCUAACCAUGAACCAUAAAGACCUAACCAUGAACCAUAUAGACCUAACCAUGAACCAUACAGACCCAACCAUGAACCAUACAGACCUAACCAUGAACCAUACAGACAUAACCAUGAACCAUAUAGACCAAACCAUGAACCAUACAGACCCAACCAUGAACUAUACAGACCAAACCAUGAACCAUACAGACCUAACCAUGAACCAUACAGACCUAACCAUGAACCAUACAGACCCAACCAUGAACCAUACAGACCUAACCAUGAACGACACAGACCUAACCAUGAACCAUAUAGACCUAACCAUGAACCGUACAGACCUAACCAUGAACCAUAUAGACCUAACCAUGAACCAUAUAGACCUAACCAUGAACCAUACAGACCCAACCAUGAACCAUACAGACCUAACCAUGAACCAUACAGACAUAACCAUGAACCAUAUAGACCAAACCAUGAACCAUACAGACCCAACCAUGAACCAUACAGACCUAACCAUGAACCAUACAGACAUAACCAUGAACCAUAUAGACCUAACCAUGAACGAUACAGACCUAACCAUGAACCAUACAGACCUAACCAUGAACGAUACAGACCUAACCAUGAACCAUACAGACAUAACCAUGAACCAUAUAGACCAAACCAUGAACCAUACAGACCCAACCAUGAACCAUACAGACCUAACCAUGAACCAUACAGACAUAACCAUGAACCAUAUAGACCUAACCAUGAACGAUACAGACCUAACCAUGAACCAUACAGACCUAACCAUGAACGAUACAGACCUAACCAUGACCCGUACAGACCUAACCAUGAACGAUACAGACCUAACCAUGAACCAUACAGACAUAACCAUGAACCAUAUAGACCUAACCAUGAACGAUACAGACCUAACCAUGAACCGUACAGACCUAACCAUGAACCAUACAGACCUAACCAUGAACCAUACAGACAUAACCAUGAACCAUAUAGACCUAACCAUGAACGAUACAGACCUAACCAUGAACCAUACAGACCUAACCAUGAACGAUACAGACCUAACCAUGAACCAUACAGACCUAACCAUGAACGAUACAGACCUAACCAUGAACCAUACAGACCUAACCAUGAACCAUACAGACCUAACCAUGAACCGUACAGACCAAACCAUGAACCAUACAGACCUAACCAUGAACCAUAUAGACCUAACCAUGAACCAUAUAGACCUAACCAUGAACCAUACAGACCCAACCAUGAACCAUACAGACCUAACCAUGAACGAUACAGACCUAACCAUGAACCAUACAGACCUAACCAUGAACGAUACAGACCUAACCAUGAACCGUACAUACCUAACCAUGAACAAUACAGACCUAACCAUGAACCAUAUAGACCUAACCAUGAACCAUACAGACCCAACCAUGAACCAUACAGACCUAACCAUGAACGAUACAGACCUAACCAUGAACCAUACAGACCUAACCAUGAACGAUACAGACCUAACCAUGAACCAUACAGACCUAACCAUGAACGAUACAGACCCAACCAUGAACCAUACAGACCUUACCAUGAACGAUACAGACCCAACCAUGAACCAUACAGACCUAACCAUGAACUAUACAGACCAAACCAUGAACCAUACAGACCUAACCAUGAACCAUACAGACCUAACCAUGAACCAUACAGACCCAACCAUGAACCAUACAGACCUAACCAUGAACGAUACAGACCUAACCAUGAACCAUAUAGACCUAACCAUGAACCGUACAGACCUAACCAUGAACCAUAUAGGCCUAACCAUGAACCAUAUAGACCUAACCAUGAACCAUACAGACCCAACCAUGAACCAUACAGACCUAACCAUGAACCAUACAGACAUAACCAUGAACCAUAUAGACCAAACCAUGAACCAUACAGACCCAACCAUGAACCAUACAGACCUAACCAUGAACCAUACAGACAUAACCAUGAACCAUAUAGACCUAACCAUGAACGAUACAGACCUAACCAUGAACCAUACAGACCUAACCAUGAACCAUACAGACCUAACCAUGAACCAUACAGACAUAACCAUGAACCAUAUAGACCAAACCAUGAACCAUACAGACCCAACCAUGAACCAUACAGACCUAACCAUGAACCAUACAGACAUAACCAUGAACCAUAUAGACCUAACCAUGAACGAUACAGACCUAACCAUGAACCAUACAGACCUAACCAUGAACGAUACAGACCUAACCAUGAACCGUACAGACCUAACCAUGAACGAUACAGACCUAACCAUGAACCAUACAGACAUAACCAUGAACCAUAUAGACCUAACCAUGAACGAUACAGACCUAACCAUGAACCGUACAGACCUAACCAUGAACCAUACAGACCUAACCAUGAACCAUACAGACAUAACCAUGAACCAUAUAGACCUAACCAUGAACGAUACAGACCUAACCAUGAACCAUACAGACCUAACCAUGAACGAUACAGACCUAACCAUGAACCAUACAGACCUAACCAUGAACGAUACAGACCUAACCAUGAACCAUACAGACCUAACCAUGAACCAUACAGACCUAACCAUGAACCGUACAGACCAAACCAUGAACCAUACAGACCUAACCAUGAACCAUAUAGACCUAACCAUGAACCAUAUAGACCUAACCAUGAACCAUACAGACCCAACCAUGAACCAUACAGACCUAACCAUGAACGAUACAGACCUAACCAUGAACCAUACAGACCUAACCAUGAACGAUACAGACCUAACCAUGAACCGUACAGACCUAACCAUGAACGAUACAGACCUAACCAUGAACCAUACAGACCUAACCAUGAACGAUACAGACCUAACCAUGAACCAUACAGACCUAACCAUGAACCAUACAGACCUAACCAUGAACCGUACAGACCUAACCAUGAACGAUACAGACCUAACCAUGAACCAUACAGACCUAACCAUGAACCAUACAGACCUAACCAUGAACCAUACAGACCUAACCAUGAACCAUACAGACCUAACCAUGAACCGUACAGACCAAACCAUGAACCAUACAGACCCAACCAUGAACCAUAUAGACCUAACCAUGAACCAUACAGACCUAACCAUGAACCGUACAGACCUAACCAUGAACCAUAUAGACCUAACCAUGAACCAUACAGACCUAACCAUGAACCAUACAGACCUAACCAUGAACCAUAUAGACCUAACCAUGAACCAUACAGACCUAACCAUGAACCAUACAGACCUAACCAUGAACCAUACAGACCAAACCAUGAACCAUACAGACCUAACCAUGAACCAUACAGACCUAACCAUGAACCAUACAGACCUAACCAUGAACCAUACAGACCCAACCAUGAACCAUACAGACCUAACCAUGAACCAUACAGACCUAACCAUGAACCAUACAGACCUAACCAUGAACCAUACAGACAUAACCAUGAACCUUACAGACAUAACCAUGAACCAUACAGACCUAACCAUGAACCAUACAGACAUAACCAUGAACCGUACAGACAUAACCAUGAACCGUACAGACAUAACCAUGAACCAUACAGACCCAACCAUGAACCAUACAGACAUAACCAUGAACCAUACAGACAUAGCCAUGAACCAUACAGACCAAACCAUGAACCAUACAGACCCAACCAUGAACCAUACAGACCUAACCAUGAACCAUACAGACCAAACCAUGAACCGUACAGACCUAACCAUGAACCAUACAGACCAAACCAUGAACCAUACAGACCAAACCAUGAACCAUACAGACCAAACCAUGAACCAUACAGACCUAACCAUGAACCAUACAGACCAAACCAUGAAUCGUACAGACCUAACCAUGAACCGUACAGACCUAACCAUGAACCGUACAGACCAAACCAUGAACCAUACAGACCCAACCAUGAACCAUACAGACCUAACCAUGAACCAUACAGACAUAACCAUGAACCAUACAGACAUAACCAUGAACCAUACAGACCUAACCAUGAACCAUACAGACAUAACCAUGAACCGUACAGACAUAACCAUGAACCGUACAGACAUAACCAUGAACCAUACAGACCCAACCAUGAACCAUACAGACAUAACCAUGAACCAUACAGACAUAACCAUGAACCAUACAGACCAAACCAUGAACCAUACAGACCUAACCAUGAACCAUACAGACCUAACCAUGAACCAUACAGACCAAACCAUGAACCGUACAGACCUAACCAUGAACCAUACAGACCAAACCAUGAACCAUACAGACCAAACCAUGAACCAUACAGACCAAACCAUGAACCAUACAGACCAAACCAUGAACCAUACAGACCUAACCAUGAACCAUACAGACCAAACCAUAAAUCGUACAGACCUAACCAUGAACUGUACAGACCUAACCAUGAACCAUACAGACCCAACCAUGAACCAUACAGAUCUAACCACGAACCAUACAGACCAAACCAUGAACCAUACAGACCAAACCAUGAACCAUACAGACCAAACCAUGAACCAUACAGACCAAACCAUGAACCAUACAGACCUAACCAUGAACCAUACAGACCUAACCAUGAACCAUACAGACCUAACCAUGAACCAUACAGACCCAACCAUGAACCAUACAGACCUAACCAUGAACCAUACAGACAUAACCAUGAACCAUAUAGACCAAACCAUGAACCAUACAGACCCAACCAUGAACCAUACAGACCUAACCAUGAACCAUACAGACAUAACCAUGAACCAUAUAGACCUAACCAUGAACCAUACAGACCUAACCAUGAACCGUACAGACCUAACCAUGAACCAUACAGACCUAACCAUGAACGAUACAGACCUAACCAUGAACCAUACAGACCUAACCAUGAACAAUACAGACCUAACCAUGAACCGUACACACCUAACCAUGAACGAUACAGACCUAACAAUGAACCAUACAGACCUAACCAUGAACAAUACAGACCUAACCAUGAACCAUACAGACCUAACCAUGAACGAUACAGACCUAACCAUGAACCGUACAGACCAAACCAUGAACCAUACAGACCAAACCAUGAACCAUACAGACCUAACCAUGAACCGUACACACCUAACCAUGAACGAUACAGACCUAACCAUGAACCAUACAGACCUAACCAUGAACCAUACAGACCAAACCAUGAACCAUACAGACCUAACCAUGAACCAUACAGACCUAACCAUGAACCAUACAGACCAAACCAUGAACCAUACAGACCUAACCAUGAUCCAUACAGACCUAACCAUGAACCAUAUAGACCUAACCAUGAACCAUACAGACCUAACCAUGAACCAUACAGACAUAACCAUGAACCAUACAGACAUAACCAUGAACCAUACAGACCUAACCAUGAACCAUACAGACAAAACCAUGAACCGUACAGACAUAACCAUGAACCGUACAGACAUAACCAUGAACCAUACAGACCCAACCAUGAACCAUACAGACAUAACCAUGAACCAUACAGACAUAACCAUGAACCAUACAGACCAAACCAUGAACCAUACAGACCUAACCAUGAACCAUACAGACCUAACCAUGAACCAUACAGACCAAACCAUGAACCGUACAGACCUAACCAUGAACCAUACAGACCAAACCAUGAACCAUACAGACCAAACCAUGAACCAUACAGACCAAACCAUGAACCAUACAGACCAAACCAUGAACCAUACAGACCUAACCAUGAACCAUACAGACCAAACCAUAAAUCGUACAGACCUAACCAUGAACUGUACAGACCUAACCAUGAACCAUACAGACCCAACCAUGAACCAUACAGAUCUAACCACGAACCAUACAGACCAAACCAUGAACCAUACAGACCAAACCAUGAACCAUACAGACCAAACCAUGAACCAUACAGACCAAACCAUGAACCAUACAGACCUAACCAUGAACCAUACAGACCUAACCAUGAACCAUACAGACCUAACCAUGAACCAUACAGACCCAACCAUGAACCAUACAGACCUAACCAUGAACCAUACAGACAUAACCAUGAACCAUAUAGACCAAACCAUGAACCAUACAGACCCAACCAUGAACCAUACAGACCUAACCAUGAACCAUACAGACAUAACCAUGAACCAUAUAGACCUAACCAUGAACCAUACAGACCUAACCAUGAACCGUACAGACCUAACCAUGAACCAUACAGACCUAACCAUGAACGAUACAGACCUAACCAUGAACCAUACAGACCUAACCAUGAACAAUACAGACCUAACCAUGAACCGUACACACCUAACCAUGAACGAUACAGACCUAACAAUGAACCAUACAGACCUAACCAUGAACGAUACAGACCUAACCAUGAACCAUACAGACCUAACCAUGAACGAUACAGACCUAACCAUGAACCGUACAGACCAAACCAUGAACCAUACAGACCAAACCAUGAACCAUACAGACCUAACCAUGAACCGUACACACCUAACCAUGAACGAUACAGACCUAACCAUGAACCAUACAGACCUAACCAUGAACCAUACAGACCAAACCAUGAACCAUACAGACCUAACCAUGAACCAUACAGACCUAACCAUGAACCAUACAGACCAAACCAUGAACCAUACAGACCUAACCAUGAACCAUACAGACCUAACCAUGAACCAUAUAGACCUAACCAUGAACCAUACAGACCAAACCAUGAACCAUACAGACCUAACCAUGAACCAUACAGACCUAACCAUGAACCAUACAGACCUAACCAUGAACCAUACAGACCUAACAUAG
Molecule: messenger RNA, 7458 nt
Organism: Knipowitschia caucasica
Lineage: Eukaryota; Metazoa; Chordata; Actinopteri; Gobiiformes; Gobiidae
Source: the annotation of a GenBank genome assembly